Molecule: messenger RNA, 1566 nt
Organism: Carassius auratus (goldfish)
Lineage: Eukaryota; Metazoa; Chordata; Actinopteri; Cypriniformes; Cyprinidae
Exons: 4
Coding region: 587-1357 (256 amino acids)
Source: RefSeq, a predicted model, not a curated record
UGGCAGUCCGCCUCAAACUUCCUCUAGUGUACAGGAGAAUUCAUCCCGCCUUUCAUGUAUCUAAAAUAAAGCCUGUAUUUCAUUCUCCUAUUAAUCCGCCUAAAUUUAAUCCGCUUUACAGUUUACUUGGUCUUACAAUUCUGGUUCACUUAGAUCUAGAAUUUUUGGUUAAUAUCGGACUCUUUAUCCAAUUUUGUCAAUAAAGUUGAAAUCUUGCCUUCUCCUUUGUCUGACCAUAAAUCUAUCAUUCUAUCUUUCGAUAGCCCUUCUAAUUACUCAAGAAUGUAUAAUUCAUAUUUGAAACUUAACUCUACUUUAUUGAGUUUUUUUUUUACUAAUAUGUCGGCUGAAAUUGGUUCUCGUCGGCUUUGUAAUGGCCGAUUUGACAUGUUGAAUCGGCGUCGGAGCUUGUCAGCCAGUCGGGCCAUCUGAUCAUUCUGAUUGGCUGUUCAACCAGCGAACCAGCACGCUAGGAAAGAAAAACCGGAAGUGACGGAGCAUAUAUACAAUGAAGUCAACGGGGACAUAGUUGCCUCUCUCAUUUGUUUGCAUUUCUUGUGAUUAUCAUUCGUGAUUAUUUAAAGAUAUGGCUGUCUGGAACGAGGCAAGUGAAGAUGCUUUGAUCAGCAUGAUCCAGGAAAGGCCGGCCUUGUAUGACAUCACGGAAAAAUCUUAUUCCAACCGAUUGGUGAAAGCUGAAAUGUGGUGUGAGAUCGAAAAUAAACUUGUCAUAUCAGAGCUCAAGAAGCGGUGGGAUUCAUUGCGAACCCAGUACAUGCGAUAUAAGAAACAAGGACCCUCAGGAAGUUCUGGAUCUCAGAAGACUGGCAGGCAGCAAUGGAUCCUGAACCGCCUGCAGUUUCUACAGCCUCACACAAAAAGGAAUGAGAGCACUUCAAAUUUACCUAUCAGGGAAUCUUCGGCUGAUAGUGAUUCCUGUUCACCCUCAGAUGGUACCAACAGUGACACAUGGACUGGCACCCAUGAAGAGCCCAGCUUCAUUGAGGCGGAGCUACGGCCCAGUACACCCUUGCCUGAAUCCACGAUCUGUGGAACGGAGUCUACAGCUGAGUCCACAGCCAUUAGACAGAAACCAAAUACUCCAAAGCCUCCGGGGAAGCGCAGGAAGAUGCAGGAUGAGUCCUCCAGUGAGGAGUCCACAUACUUGAUGCGAACCAUCGGCAAAACUCUGGAAAAGUUCUCAGCUUUCUGCAAAAAUCUAGAACACAGAAUGCGGAGUUUGCCACCACAUGUACUGCCACAUUUCCAGCAUGAGGUUGAUGAUUGCAUUUUCAAAUAUUCAGUGGGCCACAACCAUUCACUGGAUGCAUCUGUCAAUCAGUAUACACACCUGUAAUGUGUUGCAUUGCAAAAGUGUAAUCAUGUUUGCAGUAUAUUGUAGGUUGUACAUGUACAUUUAUAAUUUAUAUUAUAGUUGUAUUAUAGGGCUUGUACAAUUCUAUUUAGAAUUUAAAGUCUCUUCUAUUUUUUAUUAUUUACCUUCUAGCAAAUUGUUGGGCCAUUGUUCUGAACAUUUCAAAAUAAAACACUGACUUUUAGUAAAAA